UUGUGGAACAGUCGAUAGGAAAGCUCCAGGAACGGUCUUUGUUGUUCCUCUGAGUCCCUGUCUGACUCCAUUGCCGUUGAGGCUCCAGCAAAGCAAGGACUGCCCUAUUGCAGCACCACAAAGAUUCAGUGCCACCAGCGUGUGCCCCACGUCUGAGUGGGUGUCACUGUGACCCCAAAUGCUCUCUGCUCCGGUUCCCAGUGGGGAUGGUAUUGGGAAGCACAGAGGGAGAGAGUCUGGCAUCCCAUGGGGGACUCUGUGCCACAGUAAGCACUCCUAGACCUUAGGGGAGAGUGUGUUGCAGCGCAGGGGUGACAACCUGUGUGGGGCAGCUCCAUGGGGGCUGUGUGCAGUGCACUACGUGUGCCACCCCACUGGGGAAUCCAUAGUGCCACCACCCCUAGGUGACCACAAGAGGAGGUGACAUCACAACAUCCUGUCCCCAAAGGGGAACUGGCAGCAGCUGUCCUGCCACUCCUUGUCCCCACUGCAGUCUUGCUGUCUCCAAGCUGCUCCUGCCUCAUGGCAACAAUGGCGCUGGCCCUCAUCCUGGGUGAGUGACAAUGGGAACAUGGUGCCACAGGGGUUGUUGGCCUUGUGUGAGUCCAGGACCGUGUCUCUUGCAGGUUGGUGUCUGGUGGCAGCCAGCAGGGCACAGCACCUGCCCCGACCCUCCCUGUGGCUGCACCCCAGCCAGGGGGUGUCCCUGGGGGACACAGUCACCCUGCGGUGCCAUCUGCCCAGCCUGGCUGCCCGGGUCAUGCUCUACCAGAACAGACAACAGAGAACCAAGAAGGAGAAGGAGAAGGGGCAGACCACAGUGGAGUUCUCUUUUCUUAACACAAAGAGGACAGACAUGGGGGUGUAUCGGUGCCAAUAUCGGGUGUUGGAUCCACCUGGAACAUCAGAGCAGAGUGACCCCGUGGAACUGCUGGUGACAGAUCACACUUUCCCCCCACCUGGCAUUUCAUUGAGCCCAGAGGAACAGGUGAGAACUGGGACCAAUGUCACCAUCCAGUGCUGGAACCAGGGUUAUCGGGGCACCAUUUUCCUGCACAAGGACGGGCACUCAGCCUCUGUUAAGCACCGCCCCGAUGGUGGGGGCAUGGCCACCUUCACCCUCUUUGCAGUGACGCCAGCAGAUGCUGGCACCUAUAGGUGCUCCUACCGCCCCGCGGGAUCCUACUUUCUGUCCUCACCCCUUGGGGACAACGUGACACUGAAGGUGACACCCGGACCUGUGCACCCAGGUGGCACGGAGCAGCUGCACGGGAACAUGUUGGCAGCAGUGGUGGGGGGCUGUGCUGCCACCCUCGUGUUCAUCCUCAUCCUCAUCAUCUUCUUCCUCCUCGCUGCAAGCAGACACCGGAUGUGGACAGAUGAGAGCCAUGAUGCAGGUGCCCCCAGAAUGCCCAAGGCCGUGCAGCUCCAGGUACGCCCAAGUGACAGCGAGAGUCUGACCUACGUUGAGCUGCAAGCUGAGCCCCCCAGCACUCGGCCCCCUGCUCCCCCUGCUUCCCCACAGCCCCAUGUUAUCUACGCUGAUGUGAGCACUGGGAGACCCCGCUGAUGUCCCCCAUUUUUGUGGACAAACACGUGGAUGUUGUGUGCCAUGUGCACUUCAUCUGCACAGAGUGCUGGUGUCUUGGGUGUGCUCCCAGUCACAUGUACACUGCAUGCAUGUGCCAGUGCACGUGUUCAUGUGUAUUACAUGUGUGUAAACCAUCACAUGUCCUCAAUUCAUUUACAAACACGUGUGCUUCGUGCUCUGUGCCUCCAUGUGUGUAUGUGUGACAUCAUACAUGUACACUGAUCCAUGUACACAACACUGCACACGUGUGUCCUUACCGUGUGCCCCAUGUCUGCACCACAUCCGUCCCCACAGCAAACACCAAGGACACAUGUGUGCUCCCCAUGGCACAUCUGCAUCGCUCCAACCCAAACCAGCACCCAUCCCACAAUGCUUUUGGGACAGGAUUCCCAUUUCUGGAGUGUUUUCCUCUCACACGUUUGGAGGAGAAUUGCCUUUCUGAAGGGUUUAUCCUGCUUUUUGGGGGAGAAUUCCUCUUCCUGCAAGGCUUCACCCUUCCUGUACUCCAGGAGAGUUUGAUUCCAUCUUCUGGGGACAAUUCCCAAUUCU
Molecule: messenger RNA, 2140 nt
Organism: Numida meleagris (helmeted guineafowl)
Lineage: Eukaryota; Metazoa; Chordata; Aves; Galliformes; Numididae
Product: leukocyte immunoglobulin-like receptor subfamily B member 1
Source: RefSeq, a predicted model, not a curated record